AUGGCGCACCUCGUUGACUCGGUCAGCUUGGCUAUUAUGGUGGCCGCAGCAGUACUACUACUGCUGGCCACCAUCGACUCGUCCGUAGCCGCUGCUCGUGCCGCCCCUCUGACGGAUGCUCUCAUCCGUCAGAUGCACGAGCAGUGGAUGACCAGUCACGGACGAGUCUACGUCACCUCAGCAGAGAAGGAGCGACGGUACCAGAUAUUCAAAGUCAACGUGGCCCGCAUAGAGUCUUUCAACGCGGCGGGGAACAACAACACGACGUCGUCUUACAAGCUGGGAGUCAACCAGUUUGCCGACAUGACCAACGAGGAGUUCCUAAAGAGCCAGACCGGGUUCAAGGGUUACAUUACGAGGAGUAAUGGUAGUAGUGUUGAUUCACCUUUCAAGUACGCAAAGGCGGCUAGUGGAAAUGAUGACGUGCCAGCUGCCACCGUGGAUUGGCGGGAGAAGGGAGCUGUUACGGCGGUUAAGAAUCAGGGCCAGUGCGGUUGCUGCUGGGCGUUCUCCGCCGUGGCCGCGGUGGAGGGGAUCAGCCAGAUCACGAGCGGGGAGCUGACGUCACUUUCCGAGCAGGAGCUGGUGGAUUGCGACAGGAGAGGGUACAACAACGGGUGCGACGGAGGGGUGGUGGACGAAGCCUUCAGGUAUAUCAUUCAAAACUUGGGCGGCACCAUGGCCACUGAGGCCGACUACCCUUAUACCGCAGCCGACGGCUCGUGCAAGGCUGGCAGGCCGAUUGGUGCGGCGAGCGGCGGAGGGGUGAUGAUCACGGGCUACGAAGAUGUUCCGAGGAACGACGAGGAGGCGUUGCUGCGUGCCGCGGCGAACCAGCCGAUCUCGGUGGCCAUCGAUGCGGGCGGGGACUCGUUCCAGUUCUAUCAUAGCGGGGUCUACACCGGCGAGUGCGGGACGCGGCUGAACCACGCGGUGACUGUGGUUGGGUAUGGGGAGAGCGAGGACGGGAUGAAGUACUGGCUGAUAAAAAACUCGUGGGGAGAGACCUGGGGGGAGGAAGGUUAUAUGAAGAUGGAGAGGGAUGUGGCGGAUGAAGGCGGUCGUUGUGGCAUUGCCAUGCAAGCUUCUUACCCGACUGCUAAUUAAUAAUUUUAAGUUGAUGAAUAUUUCUAAUUACGUAUACUGUUUCAGCAAUUUCAAUCAUAUGUAACUCGGUAAUGUGGUGGUGGAUAUUGGUUAUGUCUAGCCAUGAAUCCAACCUCUUCUAAUAUGAUACUUAUAGCUUUCUACCCGGUCCGCUUUGACCGGAUGAGUCUUGUUUUUCGGUCAUAUUAAUCAAAUUAUCAUAGUGAUCAAUGAAAUUAUUUCGAACUUAUUUGCCUUUUA
This is a messenger RNA of Linum tenue, 1347 nucleotides long. NCBI's taxonomy places the organism in Eukaryota, Viridiplantae, Streptophyta, Magnoliopsida, Malpighiales, Linaceae. The record is from the annotation of a GenBank genome assembly.